Messenger RNA from Solanum lycopersicum (tomato), 432 nucleotides. Lineage: Eukaryota; Viridiplantae; Streptophyta; Magnoliopsida; Solanales; Solanaceae. The record is from RefSeq and is a predicted model, not a curated record.
AUGUUGCUGUCAUUUCCUUUGCUGGUGGCCUCUCCUGGUACUGCUGGAGUUGUCCUCACCAUAGGAGUUGCUGGUACCUGCAAAAGAGGAAGAGAAAAGGGGAAGAAGAGAGUGGAUAAGAAGGGAAGAGAGUGGAGAAAGAAGGAGAGGGAGUUCAGGCGGGGAGAGAGAAGGGAGGAGGAGCGACGGCUGCCAGCGGCUGCUGGCUCUGGGCGACUGGUGGCUGCUGUCCGCUGGUGCUGCGCGGGCUGCUGGUGCUUGCAAAAAAAAAAGAAGAAGAGAAAGAGGAAGGGGAAGGGGAAGAGAAGAGACGGGAAAGGGAGAAAGACGGGAAGGGAAGAAAGACGAAGGAGAGAGGGGAAAGGAGAAGAGCAAAAGAGAGGGAGAAGAGGAGAGAAGAAAGGGGGUCUUAGGGGAGAAGAGAGGCGGUGA